CUGAAGUACACAGAAGAGGAACAGUGGAAUCAACGUGUUGCUGAAGAAGUAGUUAAAUGGAACAUUAUCUUCUCAGAACCCACUACAGAGUGCUUUGUGCUGUAAUCCUCUGGGCACAUGCCAUACUUUCUGAUGCAUUUGAUGUCACUGUACCAAAGACCCCUUCAGUUGGUAUCCACGGUCAAAGCAUUGUCCUUGGAUGUAGCUUUGCUGUUACUGAUGACUCCUCACUUGAACAUAUUGUAAUCACCUGGCAACGCACCAGGGACAACAAAGUGGUGCACAGUUACCAUUAUGGCAAAGAUCAGCUUGAUAAACAGGACAGGCAGUAUUCAGGCAGAACGAGCCUGUUUCCAGAGGAACUGAAAAAUGGCAAUGUUUCACUGAAGCUGGAUAAACUGAGAGUUGAGGACGCUGGCCAGUACAUGUGUUUUGUCAGUAGUAUAAUGGGAAGUGCCAAAGGGACUGUAUCAUUGGAAAUCGCAGCAUACUACAGCGAGCCAGAAGUCCUGGUCAAACUCCAAUCACCUGGUAUGACUUUCGUUCUAACAUCUCGAGGUUAUCCUGAGGCAUAUGUUUUCUGGUACUGUGAAGAUAAUAACAAGCACUUGAAGACUGAAGUUUCAUUUUCUAAAACGGAAGAUGGACUUUACUCGUUCAAAAGUACUCUUGAAGUUGCUCAUGUGAGCAGAUGUUAUAAAUUUGUGGCUGAAAUACAGAAUCAUCUUGUUAACCAGACUAUUAUCAGGAGGUUCAACCAUGCUUUGCCAGAUUCAGAAGGGAAUGAACAGACAUUCGCUUUCAUGAAAGUAUGCAUUGCCGUGGGUUUACUUUUGCUGGUAUUUGCCGCAAUUACCCUUGUGUAUUUGGUUAAACGAGAAAAGCAGCUAAGAAGAAUGGAAGAUGAACUAACAGUGAUGAACAUAUGAACGUGAUUCUAUAAAUAAAACUUUCCAUAUCAAUUCAUUUUCAUGAUGUCAAUGGUGCUGGGAAGUCCUGCUGGAAAUAUGAUUUCAUAACUUUUUGUAAGCCUUUCCUGUGUCAGACAUGAUAAUGAUCAUUUCUGGGUUGCUUUGCAUCAUCUGUAAUGUCUGGACUGGACACUUGCCGACACCAGAUUCUGCUAGCGACCCUGACAAGGUUUCUAGUCAAUGAUAUGUACCAUGAGGACUAGUGAGGAAACUUGGACCAGGGUGUUUCUGGGGCAUCAUCCAUUCCACGUUCCUGGUCAACACGGAUACAAAUCUUCUGCCAGCCACAGAAUCAUCUGUCCAGAGACCACACUGUUUCUUCCAGCCUGGUCCUGGAUGUAGGUUCCACCCAUAUCAAGCUCUCAGACAACCAGACACCUGGAGGAAUGCAACGCAGCACAGGAAUGUUUGACCAAGGGGUUGGUUGCGCUAACAAAGAGAUGGCAAGAGCCUGUCUCAGGGAUUAUAAGCUAUUAAAACUGUCAAUAAAAUUAAAUACUUUUGAAGCUUUCAAACAUUCACAAGUAUUCAAGGAAAGCUCUGGGAAAAGCAAACGGGGAGGCAGGGUGGCUUUGAACGAGUGGUACAGAUCCAGUAGGUAUUAUGAGCCUGCAGAUAUGGCAGGAGGAGAAUAUCAAGCAACCAGUAGUUUGAUCUGCAUGGAUCAUAAAAGUCACAGACUGUGUGCCAAAAAUCCAGAAGUUGUAAUCCCUGAUAGCUUCACCACUGCCCUGCUAGAAUUUGUAAGAUCAACAGGAGAUGACCUCAUUUUUCAAUGGUUUGCUGGUUUCUCCACUCUUCAUUGUGCACGUCUGCAGUAUCUGGAGGAUCUCCCAGUGGCCACCCAUUUUAAUUCCACUUCCCACUCCCAUUUUGAUAUGGCCUCCUCUACUGUGGUGACAAGGCCACACUUAAGUUGGAGGGGCAACACCUUGAAUUCCAUCUGGGUAGCCUCCAAUGUGAUGGCACGAACAUCGACUUCUCAAACUCCUGGUAAUGACCCCACCUUCCCCCUUCACCAUUUCCCAUCCCCGUUUCUCUCUCUCACCUUAUCUCCUUGCCUGCUCAUCGCCUCCCUCUGGUGCUCCUCCCCACUUUUCUUUCUUCCAUGGCCUUCUGUCUCUUUCAACUCCCAGCUCUUCACUUCAUCCUUCGUCCUCUAGGUUUCACGUAUCACCUCGUGUUUCUCUCUCCCUUCCCGCCCCCCCCACCUUUUAAAUCUACUCCUCGGCUUUUCUUCUCCAGUCCUGCGGAAGGGUUUCAGCCCGAAAUGCCGACUCUACUCUUUUCCAUAGAUGCUGCCUGGCCUGCUGUGUUCCCCCGCAUUUUGUGUGUGUUGCUUGGAUUAUGCAGAUUUUCUCCUGUUUGUACCUGGAGUCUGCCUGCUUUUGAGGGUGGAAUAUCCCAGUGACCUUACCUGCAGGAAUAUCCCCAUCUUGAUUCACUAGGGGCAUCCAGUGAUAAGAUUCAAAUAAAGCACCUUGCCUAGAUCCAUGGUGGAACCCACUGGGACCUCUCUAGACAGAGAUAUGGGCAACCUUGCUUUGUUUUCUCUGGAGAUGUGUGGGGAAAGUUCUGCACAGAGAGAGCUAGCUGCCUCCAAUGAGCUGCUAGGGGUAGUGAGGUUGACAGGGGCAUUUAAGAGUGUUUUAUUAGAUAGUCACGUGAGGAUGGAGGAACGUGGAGGGAGAAGAGAUUUUGUUUAAUUUUGGCUUUGUGUUCGGCGUAGACACUGUGGGCUGAAGACUCUGGUCCUAUGCUGUACCCUUCUGCCUCCUGUGUAGAUGUGUCUGACCUCACGAGGCCUGCUGAUCUGUAGUCAAGGUAGCUUCUAGAUUAGUCAAGUUUCUGGGAAGAAGCCAGGAGAGUGGGAUUGAACAAAUCAGCCAUGAUGGAAGCAUGGAGCAAACUUGAUGGGCCGAACGAUCUAAUUCUGCUCCUUAUGUCCUAUGGUCUCAUGGUCUAAGAGGAGCUGAGCCAGUAAUGAUCAGCCAUAAUCACAUUACAUGCUCUGGUAGGCUUGGAGGGUCUCCACUCUUGUGAGAGGGAGUUCAAAUUCCAUAUUGAGAGAAACUAGAAACUUAGGUUAUUUCACUGCCGUGUUUGUUCCCAGAGUUUUGUUUUCAUUCCAUUUUAAAAUGUGCACUAUAAAGCCUGUAAUGGUCCAUUUUGUGACUGUAUUCAUGAUAACUUUGUACAUUAUUACUUACACAAAAACUUGCACUGUAAGCAACAUGUUACGCGCUAUCAUGUCGGAAUAAUUUCCUUGUGUGCAAAGCAUGACGGUACAAUGUGUUUUGUUGCUAUUGCAUUUUUAUCGAUA
Mobula hypostoma (lesser devil ray) is the source of this 3294-nucleotide messenger RNA. Its product is annotated as CD276 antigen-like. The transcript has 5 exons. Bases 57 to 929 code for a protein of 290 amino acids. Lineage: Eukaryota; Metazoa; Chordata; Chondrichthyes; Myliobatiformes; Myliobatidae. Gene Ontology annotation, biological process: immune response; T cell costimulation; positive regulation of T cell proliferation. Gene Ontology annotation, cellular component: external side of plasma membrane. The record is from RefSeq and is a predicted model, not a curated record.